UUCGUUUAGUAAAUAUUUAUUUGAAAAAUUUUGAAAUUAUGGAUAAUACUCCGAUUUUAAAACGACCUAAGCCAACUGAUAGUGAAGAAGAGUUGUUUCGUAUGCAAGAAGAAUUUUUGAAGAAUAAACAGCAACCAUCGGCGAAAGUAAUUAAUUUGCGAGGAUCAUCAAAAUCAUCAAGUACUGAAACAGUUAAAAAUCAAAAUAGUACUGCUAAAGUAAGGUCAAAAUUUUCUCAACAAAAAAGACUUAAAACACAAGACAGAGUCUCUACUUCACAAGUUGGUGGUGAUGUUAUAAAUCCUAUAAUUAAAGAGAAAGGUGGACCACAGGAACAUGUUCAAAAUAUACCAAUGUCACCAUGUAAUAUAAUAUUAGGAAAUAUUAUUGAAAAGAAAUAUGAUACAAGCAAUUAUGAGCACAACAAACAACAGUUUUCUCAGUUAGAUUCAGGUUUUCCUCAAGUGUUCAGUUCUCCAUACAUGACAAGUAAUGGCAAUCAAAGUUUGUUUUGGCAACAAGUUUCUUCUAAAGAACCUGUUGUAAAUAAAGUAGAAAAGUUUAAAUCCUCAGAAUCUCCAUGUACAAGUGAUAGCAGGGUUACUGUAGAUAGAUCAUGGGCAUCUGAAAUACAUAAAGAAAAUUUAGAACGGUUGAAUCAAAUGAGUCAAGAAGAAAUAUUAAAAGAGAAAAGUAAACUUAAAAUGACUCUUAAACCAGAGUUAAUACAAUUUUUGAAAAAUAGGAAUAAUAAGAAGCAGAAAAUCAAUCAAGAAAAACUUGAAAACACAAGUAUCUUUGUUAAAGAUGAUAAUAUAACAUCAAUGAAUGAAGAAAAGAUAAUUUCAGAAGUUUCUGAUAAUGAAGAUGUUACAUCAAUGCAAGUGGAUGAACCUGAACAAAGUAUACCUAAACCUCCUAUUGAAUUAAUGGAACAAGCUAAAGAAAAGGGUUGGGUACACAUGGAUUCUCUUGAGCCUGAGAAGUUGAAAUGGAUGGAAGAUGUGCCUGCAGAAAAAAAAGAUGAGCCUCCUCCAGAUGAACCGUACAAUGCUCGUUUUGAUUUUAAUGGGUUAUUGUUAGCGUAUAAAGAUGAAAGUGUGUCAAUUGAGAAAGGUCUUCAUCAUCAUGGAGAAGAGCCCGAUCGUCCGGGUUAUUCCUUACAAGAAUUAUUACAAUUGAGUCGAUCGUCCGCGCAGCAACAACGUUGUACAGCUCUUACAACAUUAGCAAAUAUUAUAGAGAAAAGUCGUAAAGGAUGGUACGAUAAAGCAUUACAACCAGCUCCUUUGACUGCGUUAAGUCAAAAGAAUCUUUUAUUGCUACUGAGAUUUUCAUUGGAUGAUACUUCAACAGCUAUAGUUACAGCAACUUUGCAAGCACUCAGAGCUUUCUUAUACAGUGAAGCAGAUGAAAUCUGCUUAGAUAGACUAUAUGAAUUUCAGUACUAUAAGGAACCUAUUUUAAUAUUACCAGAAACCGAUGUUACUGAUACGAGUAAUUUAAAGGAUCACGAACUAGCACAGUUGGAUGCAGUUGCUGCUUUGUUGAGAACUGAUAUACUUCUAAGGAUCAGAUACAUCUUAAGUGAAUUGCGACCACCGCCUGUCGGUGUAACGUGUGCGUUAGAAAUAUUAGUUCGACUUGUAAGACACUCAACUGUUACUACAUUAAAUAUUGCAAAUACUCCACAUUUAUUGGAAACAAUAACUGAACAUUUUAUGCCAUUAUCUACGGACAAAUUAGCAAUGUUAGAUACCAUAAAUAACGUUUAUGGAGUUCCUGUAGUGGCUGCGGUAAGAUUUUAUCGGAUCUUACUUUGCUACGGAGGAAAGCGUGUUGCUCAAAAAUUAAAUAGUCUUAAAAUUGUACAACGUAUUAUAUCGUAUGUUAGCUGUGAUGCAGGAAAAGGAAGCUUUAAUUUGAGCAUUGAAAGUCUGCGAUUAUGGAAAACAUUACUACUUUAUGAUGAAGCAGUGGAUAGUUUAACUGGGGCACAAUUAAUUCUUGUAUCACAGUUACAACUUUUACUAAGUAAUCAUGACAUAAAAAAUGCAUCUGAGUUGUUUUGUGAAUAUGCAGCAGUUUUGAUAGCUGUUGCAAGUUAUUUGACACCUUUAAAACCAAAUAUGUCAGUUUUAUUAUCUAAAUGGAGCACUCAAUUGUUAUCCUUAAAAAAUGUCACGUGGGGCACUACAAAACUUACUGCGGAAACGUUACUGGCAGUCGGUGAUAGUCCAGCGAUUAACACAUUAAUUGUAUCUCGGUUAGAAGUGUUUUCUAAACUUUGUUCGACUUCAAAUUUAUUGAGCGAUUGCUCUCUAGCUACUGAACGUGAGCCUUCUUCUUUACCUCAUUUGGGUGUUUUGACCCACGGUGGAAAAUUACAGCCUACAGUAUCUCAGGAAUCUUGUUUCCCGUUUCUAGCAAUAGUGCUAAAUGUAUUUGUUAAUCAUUCUUUCUUAGAAGAACUUCAGGCAAUUCUUAAUCAUCCACAACUUCAUAAGUAUUUAAAGAGAUUAGAAGCAACAGAGUGGAGUUUAGAAAGAUCGUGGUAUACAAGGUCAGAAUUAUCUUUUUUGGUUGGUAUAGUGAAUGCAGCUUCUCUGGUUAGAGUAGACAGUAAAAUAAGUCAUACCAUUUGGAAAAUUGCUAUCAAACUUGUAUCAUCUUUACCUACUGAUUUUUCAUCUAAUACAAAAAGUAUUCUUAGAAUUGUUUUAGCUGAAGAGAAAUUAAAUUUAGGAAUGGUAACAAACGAAUUAGAAAAGUUACAUUUGAAUUCAAACAUUGAAGAUAUGAAAUUAAAUUUAUCGCGUGAUGUAGCUUGUUUAUAUGAACAAUACGUAUCAUGGAACGGCGAAUGGGAUGAAGCAUCAAUGCCUAAGGACUGGCUUUACUUACCCAUAGUUCAUGUUUAUACAAAAUGUAGAAACAGUGGUACAUGUAACCAGGAUGAUACAACUACUGUCAUAAUCGUAUUAACUUUAGAAUUAGUAUUACCUGAUUUGGUUGAACAAUUGUCGCAAAGUUUACGCUUCAGCAGACUGGUACUCGUAUAUUUAUGUGAUACUUUAUACUUAAAUAAUGACGUUUCUACUUUACUUACUAGGGCUGUUUCAACUUUGCUGAAAGAUAAUUAUAAGAAACUCAAUUUCACAAUAGACUUGCCAGGACUUAAUUCGUUUACUGAUUUAUUUACAGCUAUGUGCGAACAUUUUUGUUCAACUUCAUACGGUGAUGAAGGUUUUUCAAUGGCUUUGUUAGUACCAAUUACACAGAGACACGAUGUUCAUUACAGAAAAUUAUUAUGGUCAGAACACGGAGGUGUGCUUCGAUAUCUUAGAUUACCUGUAGAAAAAUUAGUUGUACCGCUUAAGGAAUAUCUAUAUCCUCUCGAGGAAGAUACGUCUUUAAUAGAUAAUUAUUUAACAGCACUGGUUAGAGGAAUUGUUAAACAAGCCUGGUGUCCUAUUCCUUAUACAAUUGCUGUACAUCAUUCUGCAAUGUAUUUGAAACAGACCAGCAAGUUAGCAGUACGAAUGAAAACGCAACUGGAAAAAAUACCUAACAAGGGUCUAGCUGCUAUAUUAUUACAUUAUGAACCACCUAAAUUAUAAAGUUUGUAUGAUACACGUUUAUUUAAGAUAUCAAAUAAGUUAGGGAUUAAAUAAUUUAUUUCAGUCAGUUGUAAAACGUACAUGUAUUAAUAUUAUUAGGCAGACAACUAAUUGUGUGAAUAAAGAAUAGGAACAAUCUGUGUUUACAUAAAACAUACAGGCACUGUUUGGUCCUGUUCACUGAUUGCCAAAGUUUUCAAUGAAUUAGUACUAUAAUUAGGAGAAUACAAUAAUAAAAAUUUUGCAAUUGGUUGAUGUUUCAUAAUAUGUAUUAUACAUGUGUAUAGUUUAUAAGUAUAAAUUUGCAAGAGAAGUUUGUAUUAAAUUUUGUUAAGUAAAGUAAUGUGUUUUAUAUUCUUACUGUUUAUAGGGAUAGUAAUUUAUCAACGUAAUUAAAUAACAUGUGUUGAAUUAUUUUUCUUAUAUAAAUAUGCCAUAAAAUAUGGCAGUAAUUACUACAUCAGUAUCAUUAAUAGUUUAACGUGCUUCGUAUGGCACGAUAAUAACUUUCACGUGCUAUUUGAUGUAAGUUUCGUGUUCAAGCCCAUUAAAGUGCACAAAACCAUUGUGAUAAAUUAUAAGUAGAAAAAGAAAAAGAGCUUGCUAUUCUUACAAAUCUAGAACUGACUUUUUUACAAAAAAAUUGACAGUAAUGCUAACAUAUGGUAAUUUUCUUUUUUGUACAAUAUUAUACUUUCAAAUUAACAUUUAUAUUCGAAUGUUGUUCUGUUAUUUAUUUUUUAGUUCGUACAGUUUUGCCAUUGGUCAAUAAUUACAGAAUGCUUUAUUUCUAAUGCAUGAAAUGUGUUAUGACAACAUUAGAUAUAUGUAACUAUAUCUCGUUUCAAGAAAUUUUAUGUAUGUCAGUUUUAAAUUUAUUUAAACACAGCAGGUGGUAAGCUAUCGUGUAAUAUUUCAACUUUAUAUCAUUUAAAAUAUUGAUAUAUUUUUAUCUAUUAAGUAUUGAAUAAAUAUUUUCUUAGUUGAUUCCUUAACGAACAUAGUUUUGUUGAUAAACGAGAUUUUUAGCAGCAUGAUGUUCUAAAGUAUCGUUUAAACAAUACACAGUAUAUUCAUUACAACAAAUCUAUAUUCUAUAUUAAUUUAUAACAAUACACUGUUGAUAUAUGUAUGUAUAUACAUAUUUCACAAUAUAGAAAAAUAGGAGGAUGAAAUUGCAUUUUAAUUGCGUUUAUAAAACGGGUCCAACGUUUGAUAAUUAUACAUCUAUAUAAUCGUUAAGGGAUCAAAACAUAUCGCUAUAAUAUUCUUGUAUAAUUUGCUUCUUAUCCGAUAUUUUGUUACGUGUAAAAACGAUCGAUAUUUUCAUCUUGCUUUUCAAUGUCACGUAAGUUGUUGAAAACAUUUACGCUAUUUGUCGUGUGAAGAAAUUUUACGUGUUUUAAAGUGUAUCCUUGAAAAAUGUAGCACGCUAUACUUGUAAUUAUUUCGAUAUACGAAUUUCAGCCAAAAGCGCGCCAUAAGUGGCGCUCCCUUCUUAUUGGCCGACGAGCGAUUUCAAUGCCAAUCGGUAACACUGAUCGGUUCUCUCUGUCAGCCAAUCACGAUCGUCGUAACAUAUCGCCAUACACAGGGAAGGACAAGAAUAUUUGCCGGUUUAGUUACGUGAUGGCUUUCAUGACGUUAACACCUACCGACUGCUAGGAUUCUAUACCGAGUUUCCUGUACGUUUCACGAUCAACGACAAGUUGUCAAGAAACCGGAACCCAGGACACGCAUAGUGAUCGGCAAUUCUUCACGAUGACCUCUGGCACUUGCCGGUAUACCCUUCGUGCUGUGAUAAGCACUGUAAGCACAUGCUGUUCCAUCCCUUGCUCGCUCUUCCGCCUCCACUUGUUUGCCUCCUAUGCUGAGGGACCUGCAAAUUCAACGAUCAUCUUUCAUGUGAGUUUUUACACAAUUAUAUUUCUUAUAUUUAGUUAUGGUGCUGUGAAACACGACAAUAACAAUCUUAUUAGACUUGGCGUCUUUGCAUCGCUUUGACGUUGAAUCUUGUAAAAUGGCGCCAAACAGUUACGAUUCAAAAUGGCGGAUUAACUAGUGAAAUUGACUAUUUUAAAACCUAUUAUUUACGAAUUGAAAUAAGGUCACCCUGUUUUUUUAUACAAUGGCGAUCAUUAUGAAAUAUGAAGGAGUUAAAAUUGAAAUUUGACAAUUUGCAAUGCAUCCUAAUAUCGUGACUAUUUUGUAAAUGAUUGCGGUUCUCCAAUACGUGCCAGGCGGUGCACAAUAGGGGCCGGAAACGAGGUUCAGAAUCUCGAACAUUGGCCUACCAAAGAUGCAAAUGAAUUUGAAGCUCGAUUCUGUAACAUCGACUACAGAUGACACCAGCCCUGCUAUCGAUUUACGAUCGAAUCAGACUUGCUUCGAUGCCCGGCUACAAUUGAAACUAAAGAGCGAUUCGAUUAACCCUUUCAUAGACUUUUAAAUUUUCCUCUUUGUCACUGGAUUUUCUUUUGUUACUAUUUUUAUCGUUAUUGUAUUUGAAAAUUAGAAAUUUAUUUAAAUCUUAUUAUUUAAAUUCAUCACUUAGAAUACAUUUUAUUCCUUAAGUAAUAAAAUAUGAAGGAUUGUAAUACAAAGGGAAAGGAAAAUAGAAUUUUCCUAGAAAGCAUUCUUUCAGACGUAAUUUUGAAAAGUACGCUUCUUUAUAAACGCAAUUUCCAUGUAACACACAGUAAAGAGAAACUACGUUCCUUGAACAUACUUUACCUUCGAAUAUUAAAAAGGACUCGCGUUCGUGGAUUUAUUUUUACCAACGUUUUAAUUCAUACCGUUCCUAGUAACAACGGUGCUCUGUAUAUAGAUAAAUUCAAGAUAAUGACCGUUAAAUGUUAAUGCAUUCCGCAUAACUAUUUUUAGUAGUUUAACGCAAGAGCGUAGUAAAUACAUGCCAAUGAACCUUAUACGCGUAUCAAUGUCGAGCAUCAUUCACGUGUUUGAAAUAACUUCUCGUGACGCAGUAGGCACGUAUAAUUAUUAGCUAAAUUAUAACAAGGCAUUGUAGAUUUUUACGUCGUUACCCAGAGUUUAAAUUGUUCAGAUUGCGGUCUGUGGUACGAUACUUUAGAAAGAAAAGGAUCUGAUAUGUUUAUCUUUUACAUCGCACUUUUUAAACAUUAUUCUUCGACUUUGUAUUUAAUAGAGGUACCCGAACACCCUUAGGAAAUAAUGAUUUAAUAACACAUUUACUAGAAGUCUUAUACUGUUACAGAGAAUGAAUUAGUUCAUCCUUAAUCGCGUAUUAUCACGUUUGUCAGGAGAAACUACUUCUUUUCUAAUUAAAACAUGACUCAUCGUCAGUUAACGACUAAAGACAUAACUUUAGUGCAUCGCUCGGUAUUACUUGGAAAAUGAAAUUGCUAGGAUAACUUUUCCAAUUCCAUCAUGCAGAUAGAGGAAUUAUAAAAGCAAUACGAUUCAAUUACUUAUACAUUUAGGGCAAUCAUUGAAUUUGGAGCAGUAGAGAAAGCUGUAUCUUAAAUGAACGAAUGGGUUUGCAAACAAGUUAAUUUUGAAAUAAACUUCUUAUAUUUGGUCUCGGGCAAAGACCGUGUGGAGGAUGAAACACACGGCAACGUUAGAAACCGAGGAACAGUAGUAGAAUCUGUUCGAUUUCAUCGCGGAAAUUUUGCUUGCACGCGAAACUCUGAAUUAGUUAGCAAAUAAUAAGUGCACUCGAUGUGCUUUCGAAUCGGCCAAGUCGAUCGUCAAGUGGUUGCUCGUUGGAAAUCAACCAGAAAUAUCGUCCCUCUUUAUUUCUUAAUACACAUUCUGCACGUACCUAACGAAACAGCACAAUUUUAACCCUUUCUACCCAAUCAAUUACACUUAUCUUUACCCUUAUAUUCUUUUCAAACGUCCAAGUUCCUGGCAAUUCACCUUAAUUCGUGUACUCUCUUUACGGCUUAUCGAGUCACAUAUUUCGUAAAUAAAUUCAGGAAAUCUUUAAUAACUCAGUUCGAUCGAUCUCUUUCGCUUUAAUCGAAGAACCUUCGACACGUUCCGACGCUGUUUUGCCCUGAGAAAACUCGAGAGAGAUUAAUCUCUGUACUUUCUUAAGAGAAAGUAUAGCCGGGAUACGAUGUUGCAAUAUAUGUACUUAUGAGCUAGGAUUUUUCAACGUAUCGAUCCGGGGUAUGCACCUUCCGAUAUUAUUCGCAAUUCCUCCUCGAACCUCUCCUCGGUUAUUCCUAUCAGCGUCAGCUAUUCCGUUGAAAUGAUUUCGCGAUUACGAUUGAUCGACGCGCGCUGAUUCGUUUGCAUAGUCUUAAAUUGUCUACUUUUAUCACCAACGAACUGGAGAGAUGAUUUUAGUAGCUGAGAUCAGUCGAGAGUGUAGACCCACCCUCACCCUCCCCGCAAUUUCGAUCGAUCCCCUUGCCAUUCUCGAAUUCUAAGCUUCUCAGAUUUUCAAGUUUCGGUAUUCCAUUUGUUCUAGAUUCCUAAUUUCUAAACUCGAAACUUGAAAAAUUCCAAAUUUCAACGAACCACGUAAAUUCGUGUUAAUAAACAGAAUUUUCUAAAGAGAAUAAAUUUCAGUAUUCCAGUUGUUCUAGAUUCCCAAUUUCUAAACUCAAAACUUAAAAAAUUCCAAAGUUCAACGAACCACGUAAAUUCGUGCUACUAAACAGAAUUUUCUAAAGAGAAUAACAGACGGAGGAGAAUAGUCUCGUUACUCUCUUAAAAAGCAAUCUGUCCGGGGAAACAAAAAGCCAUUCGCGAUCUUGUAGUUUCAGCCCGUUUCGCUCUCCUUUUUUUUUGUUCUUCUUCUCGUGGAAUAAAGGAGACGAGACGGUGGGCAUUGAAACGCGCCAGAUCAAAGGCAGACCUUCGAAAAAUGUUGGGGAACAGUUUCGUUUAGAGACUUUAGACGCGGAAGAAGGAACAUUUGACGGACAAACCUAGUGUUUUUUUUCCCCCCCUUCCUUUUGUUGGUAAAAUGAACCGGCAAGGUUUUCGAUGUAACCCAAGUAACGCAGGGUAAAUCGAACCCCUUGUUAAGCCGACAAUCACACUUUACAGGGAUGCGCUUUUCUAACAAAGACUCGAAAACUGCUGACGUCUGUCUCGACGAAAUGGAGCAUUCUUUGAUAAUAAUACCUGCAUGCUGGCACGCUUUUUCGAUCAGGUUGAAAUUUUACAAAGGGAAGAUAGAUUCACCCUAAACUUAUUCCCAUAAUUCUAAUGUUCUCCAGUCCCGUAUUCUUCUGUUUUAACAGACUUCGAAAAGGAGGAGGUUACUCAAUUCGAUCAAUAUAUUUUUGUUUUUUCUGUGUAUGUUCACCGAUUACUCCGAGAUGGAUGGACCAAUCGGAACGAAACCUUUUGGUACCAUUAAAAAAAUAUUUUUAUUUCCUCUGAUGUAUACAGAUACUCGACAGUUAAACGUAACGUAACAUUUUUCCUCAUUUUUUGCAUCAAUUGGUUGUUGGGUCGAUUAGUUGUUAUAGACCUCGUAAAAGUAAGUACCUACGUCGUUGUUCUAGAUCCACAGGUCUAUAAUACUUUUGAAAGUGGAAUAUCUUUUUUAUUCCAUGACCCCGUUACUUGACUGUUCCGCUGUCCUUACACCACUUUGCAAGUAGAUCUUUUUUAUGCAUCAACCUCAUAAAUACACGAUUCCCUGCUUGCAUUCAUUUGUUAACGGUGUUUCUAUUAAACUGUCCCAUCUACCGGUCUUCGAACUCUCUUUAUUGACCCAUGUUUAAAGGGUUCAUUUCGAAACCAUAGAAUCCUGGAAUGCUGAGCUACUAGGAUACUAGAAUACUAUGGUGCCUCGUUAUCUUCUUUGAAAACUUCAAUUUAGCGUUUCACUUGGGAAAAGUUUGCGUAUCUUGUUUCUUGCGACUUUCAUUCACCAGAAGGGGAACAGUUCGUUUGGAAAAAUAAAAGAGCUCGUUUUGAAUACGUUCAUCCGUCUCUUUUUUUUCAAUGUUUCUCCUUCUCGUGUGUAUCAUGUAAGUACACAUGUGCUUUUUCGUUCGAUAUCGCUAGAAUUGACUAGAAAGUGUCAGAAACGUAUUACAACAGGCUAGGAAAUACAUCACUCUCGAUUAUACGGAUUUUCGAACAAUUAAAAAUAAUUGCACAGGCUGGAAUUACUGGUUACCUUGACAAGGUAUUCGAUGCCUCAACUACUUCAAUAGAAUUAAUUGGCGCUUCGGUAAUUACUGAUUUAAAUAUAAAAUUUUAUAUCGAUGGGGUUUUUAAAAUUUAUAAAAGAAUACAUCGUUUAUUUAACAAGUCUAAAUAAAUUCCAUCCUUGAACAAUACCUCUGCGUGCUAUUUUUAUUUGGAACAUUUAAUUAAUCUUUUAGCCAUCGAAAUAUCGAUACCUGGAAAAUUUGAAAUAUUUUUACAAAGUGCUUGUGAAAAUCGGUUUUUGAAAUUAGCGGCGAUUAGCCUGAAAAAUUUGAAUAUUAAAAAAAUAGGCUGUAAUAGUCCUAGAAAAGCGUAGAAAAGUAUAAAGAACAGUGGAAAGUUGAUUUUGAGAAGAAACGCUGCUUUUCCUUUGAGCGAGAAAAUUUAAAUUGAUCCGAUUUCGUAAGUGGCUUUGCAGUUGUUGAGAAAUCGAGUCGAACAGACGCCUGUGCCGAUAACGUGCCGAGAGUUUUGUAAAUAAGCUUUUUCGAGGUGUACCCUCUUUUACAUCGCGCAACCAGUGCUUUCACAGCGGUUGCUGCGGCUGCUUCGGAUGUUUAUUGACGCGAGUCACGAACAUUCACCGCCAUCGAAAAUCUGAUCAACUUUGGCAAAAGUAAAAACUUCGAUAAGUAAGUACCACGUGCGCAUGGAAAUUAAAGUUUUCAAGCUUCGAACGUGAGAUAAACUUGAAAACGUCGAACGUUAUCUAUCGAUAAUAUUGGACGUUGAAGAGCGGUUGUACAUUCUAUUCAAUUGUUCCUACAUAUUUUAACAUAUUUUUAAAUAAGAUGAAUAAUAAAAUGCAGCUUUUUAAGCAAAGUAAUUGAAUAUUUAGAAUUCUUGUUAAUUAAUCUGUCUACUGAAAAAUAAUUUAAAGUGAAAUCAUAUUAAAAUCGGGUCUCUCUCCAUGGUCCGCCAUCGGAGACCAUUUUAUUAUUCUAAAGGUAGAUAAUUCGUGAAAAUCUGCUUGAGGGGACAGAAUAUGAAAUAUAUUGCGGAAUAAAGUAUUUUUAUAAAUAUGUACUUGCGUGCAAGGGAUGACGAGAAAGGGAAACCAAUUUCGCAUUGAUCGCCAGGCAAUUUGUAGAAUAAUUUGCGGAACCGAACUGUACUCGUUUAAAACUUUCUUCCAGAGGGUGUUUCACUGUAUUAACAUGUUGUACUUUGAAUAAAGUAUCACUAUGAUAUUUUUUUAUUAUUUUUGAAAAUCACGGUCAAAAUUUGCAAUCACCAAAGAAGAUUAUCUUUCUGGAAAGUUUACAAAAGAACGUAUUUUUUAUAUCUUGAAAUUUCCAUAUUCAUUAUCUUUGUUAUUGUUACAUUGUUAUUGAUAUCUGCAAUUGAUUGAAUUGCAAAUAUAAUAUCUAUUCGUUUUCAAUGAUGAUAGGUAAUGUUCUUGGAACGAAUGAAUAGCGAAACAAUUGAGAAAGUGAUUUGCUUUGGGAACGUUCAAUUAUUUAAUAUUACCCCGACGAGGCUGUGUUUAUUCGCCAACGUCAACAACGAUCAGCAUAACGUAAUUGCCGACGUGGCAAGUAAUUUUAGUCGGUAUUCGUGCUAAGAACAGCACCUGAUUUUCUUGCCUGCUCGUAGAAGCCCACGGUAGAAUUCUAGUCGAUAUUUCGAGCAGUGUACGAUUACGUUCGUCUUCGGACGUUUCUAUUAUACCAUCAUGUCUUCUCCAAACGAAAAUACAAUACCUCGAGCUCCCAUCCUAAUUAUUUAUGACCUAACCAACCGUAAAACGUCGACAUUGAUCGAUUUCUAUUAGUAGCUAUAAAUUCAAGUUUAAUUUGAGAAACAUUGUCAAAUAUUUGGAGGACCCAAAUCAUGGGAGGGUUUGAUACAAUGGAAAGUAAUAUUUAGAAUUAAAUAAAUUAUUAUUGUGGUCUAUCUGAUCGCCAUCAAUCAAGGUGUUCAUACCAGUAACACAUUGUACUCGUAGAAAAUCCUUUCAAUUAAUUAUCUUAUAUCAAAUAAAUCUAAAUGGAUGAGAAGUUCUCGGGUAAAUUCAUGCGUCACUCAAAGUGUUAAUAAAUAUCCUCGUUCUGUCUGUCUGAAAUUUUGACACCAGUCAAAAAGGAUUCGUUGUUUCGAGGAUGAAACUAACGAAAAUCGUAAUCGAUUCGUAAGUUUUACAGUUCAAGGUGAUACCCGAUUACACGUACGUGGCAGCACCUGGUCUGCUCUCACCUUUCCUGGCACACUUCCAUUACAUCUACCCAUCGAGACGUAUUGUAAAUUCUUAGUUGGUUAUUGCCGACACGGUAACCCCGAUUGCACCCAAUUUCCUUAUUUCAAUUAUUCUCGUUUAUCUUGUAAACAUCCUUUAAUUAAGACGGAUUUCUCGAGCGAACAGUCUGCUGUUGGCGAAACUAAUCUGUUUGUUUUCGACGUAUUCUCAACCCCAGGACUGCGUGAAUUUUUUAUAGACACGGUACUUGAAGUUUCCUUACCUCCUGGAGCAAGUUUCAUCAAAUAUUCGCGACUCUUUCCUUAAGAGCAACCUUUUAUCAAGAGAGGCAAUUUCUGAGGAAAGUCGAAGUAAUAUUGAAAAUUGAAGGAUUCUUGCAUAAACGAUAUUGUGAAAUUUUUGGGUUAAAAUUUGUCGAAUCAAUUGAUCGAACAAAGACUAAAAGAAUAUUUUAACGUUCACACAUUUGUCAUCGCAGCAGUUAUUUCCUGUAUUAUAACCAGCCAAAAGCUAUUACUAUUCUUUUACAAUGACAUCCUCGAAUGAUAUCCAGCAAUUCUGGUUUAUCGUCAAUCUUCGCUUUUAUCCGCUCGAAGGAUCAUCGUUUAAGAAUUUUUAGUCCGUUCGCUAGGAGAUGAUACUUAAUAAUUUAUGGAAAAUUGAUCAGCUCUAGUGUCGUUUUACUUGUUCUCUUGGCUUAAGAUCGUUCAUAAAAUACAUAAUGCUUUAUAAGGUCAGGAAGAUGGUACUUUAUACUUCUUACUCCUAUAUUAGGAUUACCCUUAGAGAAGAAUGAACGAUCUCUCCAGAGACUCGAGCGAAAAAUUACCUUCUCGUUCGAGCAUUAAUUCGGAAAAUCUGUUGUAUGUACGAUAUUAAAAAUCGUUGUACAAAUUAGAGAGGAAGGUAAUAAAUCGUAGUACGCCAUGAAAACUUCAAACUUUUUAAUCUUGUAACUUUUCCUGGCCACUAUAGUGAAAUUAGUAACUAAGGAUAUGAAUAAUUAUUAAUUUUCAAAUUUUAAGCUUUUGGGCAUAGUAGGCCCCCCAGAGAAAAUAGUAAUAACCCUUCUCCCCAGGUAUCGCGGGUUUAGGGAUUCCUGACCCUCGUCGUAAGCCACCCCUUUCCCGAGUUACCCGACCUCCACGGAGGCGUCGCGGGUUGCCGGGUUCAGGGGUUUCUGGCCCUCGUCGCGGGCCCCUUUCCACGGAUUGCCACGUCUUGCACGGAAGCACCGCGGGUUGCCGGGUUCAGGAGCCCCUGGCCCUCGCCGCGGGCCCCUUUCCACAGGUUGCCCGUCUUGCACGGAAGCACCGCGGGUUACCGAGUUCAGGGGCCCCUGGCCCUCGCCGUGGGUCACCCCUUCUCCGAGUUCCCGACCCACUAUAACGCCUUUUUUCUUAAACAAGUCUACUAUGCUAUUCUUCAGACAAAUCCCAUUGUUAGAAAAGUAUUACGUUUUAAUAUACCACAGGUAGGGCAAGGAAUAUUAAAAAUGAAUAUAAAGUUGUUUUAGUAAUGACAAUGAUGUUCAACCUUGAACGAAAAAUGAAAGAAAACUACUCCUACGACAUAACACCGCGAUAUCAUUCUUUUAAAACGCUGCAUUUCUUAUUCCACUUAACGUUUGUCGUUAAUCUACCUUCAUAUUCCAUAAUGGAAGGUAAAAUAUUAAACGCGGCUAUAGACAGCGGUGGCGCACAGUUUGUCUAAAAAACAUUUCUCAUGCUCUCGUGCAUUAGAAUGAAAGUAGAAAAGCGUGUUACACCGUUUAAAAGGGAGAAACUUGUGUACGUGUACGAUGAACGCGUGAUCGUUUACGUUGAUAUUUGCAUAUUUAGAAGCAACUUGGGCGCAUGCACAACGACAACGCGAGCAUUCGUAAGAAUUCGUGCACGAUAACCAGGUAUAACGAUGGCCCCAGGUAUCGCAGCACGUAACACACAUCAUCGUACCGGUUUCAAGCUAUGAUUCAUACUUUUCAAGAUGCGUCAGAAAUAGAUUUUUCCAUAUUUAAAAAUGGUAUAUUUUAUUUGAACUUACUCCCUUAAUGCGUGACUAACAGAAAUUUAAUAUAAUCAAGUAAUAUAAAUUUGAAUAAAAUUGCUAUUAUGCUAAUAAUAUAAGGUAACAAUUAAAAAGAUUGACUAAUCGUGCCCUUGAUCAUUAUAAUGUGUUCCCUGUGCUCGUUUUCACUACAUUAACACGUUAUAAAAUAAUAAAUUCGAUAUUGAAUUAUUCGUAUCCUUAAUUAUUGAAAUUUUAAUAUUUUUGUUUCAAAUACAUGUCUAAUUUCAUUGCGGUGUUAUGGCGCAAUAGAUUGUCUGAUCAGACAAGUGAAGCAAAAACCGCAUGCAGUCAGACGAGUAGAGUAGGACCGCGUGUAGUGAUACAAGUAGAACAGGACCGUAUGCGGUAAGCCGAGUAGCGCGGUAACGUAUGUGGUCAGACCAGUAGAACAAGACCGCAAAAAGGAGGCAGUAGGCAUGCCGCAGUGAAAAUACACAUACGCAAUACGACAUAUGGAUUAUUAAACGUACGAUGAUUUAACUCUUCGAGUGAAAUGCUUGAUAUUUCCAAUCGAGAGCUAAUAACAAACGUGUUAAUAUUCAAAGAAAGAAAAAAAAAAUAUAUAUAUAUAUAAAGUCUGCCUAAUGAAACUAACACUUCAUCCCGAUUACAAUAACGAGAACGAAACAUUGAGUGAUAAACGAGUGCUAGAGGAAUAAUGUUUUUCUAAACGAAUGACUAAAAUAUCAUCAAUCAUCGCAUUCACUGUACCCACUCCAACAGUUGUGGCGGUUUGAAACUGAUGUCCAGCCGAUAGGUAGCCUCGCAGCUGAGCUUAACAGUCUUCAGUUGUCGAAACCGUGCCGAUGUUUCCAUUUUACAGUAAACUGGACCGGCGGCCGGUGCCUUUUUCAAGGACAAGGUCACCCGAAAAUGUCCAUCAGCACCCAUUUAGCCCCAUAAUUAUACGUUGGAGGGAUGAUAAAAGAAAUAACGCGAUCUUUUUCAAAGACCACGCGGAUUUAACGUAAACAUGCGGAUCUUAAUCGCACAUCCACGAUUCAUGAAUUUAUAGACACGUUUUUUUUAAAUAAAAUAAAAAAAACACUUCGGUAGAAUGAGCGGAGGAGCGCGCGUUGCAACGUGCACCUCCAGCGUCGCGACGCUUACUGAACCACGCCGUCGUGGAUAGAACGCGAUUCUAGCACGCAACAGCGGUUUUAACUUCUGUUUUGCUAGUCAACCCCCCGUCGAGUCCAACUCCGUUACGCGAUCACCAGAAAAUUGUUUUUAAUCAGCUUCAAUUCUACUCUAUACCUUUGAAAAUGCAUUUGCUCUAGAAAAAUUUAAUAGACGACUUAAUUUUUGAAAACAAAAAUAAAUUUAUAGUUGAAAAGAUUUCAGAGUAUAGAAUCUUUUUUUCUUUUUUAAGGGAAUGAGUGAUGUAAGGAUUUGAUAAAACAUUCAUCAUUGCUGAAAUUUUUAUUAUAUCAUUAAUUGAUAACAUCUGUAUAUAAAAUUACUUUCACAAGGUUUUGAAAAUUGAGGGGUGUAUACAUAUAUUCUUUAUUGUAUCACAAAGUUAUAUUUUCAAAUUCGCAAAGAAUCGUAUCAGUGGUACAUUCAUUAUAAAUAGUAACUUCAAUCGUUUCAUGUAACAUUCGUUACAAUGUAACCAUUAUCUUAAUUGAACUAAUAAUAGGAAAUUAGUUGCAACACAUUAGGACAUUGUAAGUACAAUGAAUUAUCCCUAUAAUUCAUAUAAACCUGAUAAAAAUAAUUUCAGAUUUAUUAAGUAACAAGUAUUAAUAAUUAUUUAUUACUUUUUUUUUUUAUUUAUAAAAUUUGUAAAAGUUUCAAAAAAUUAAAUUUUUGAAAAGUUUGUUUGUAACAUUCAUUUUAUUUUUCUUUAUAGUCGUUUCCAUUGUAAAACUCUUAAAACAAUCGUAAUACUAUCUAAAGCAAGUCUUGUAUCAUGAGAUCACUGAAUUUCCUAAACUUCAUCUAUCUAUUCUCCAUACAUAUGUCCAGUCUAGUGAAAUGCGCGAUAUUAAUUGUCAUAGCGACUGUUUAUACAGUUUUUCCUCAGUUUCAACAGUACAGGUAGCGAAAGCUUGACCCAUUUUUAUUGUCUGCCCUUCUUGUAUACAAAAUUUGAAAUCUUUUGGAGCUUCAAACAGCAAUACAAUUGUAGAUCCCAUUCUAAAUUCACCAAAUAAUUCUCCUUUCUUUAAGUGUAUACAACCUAAGUGAGCAUCCUUCCAAUAUUUUGCUUCAGGCCAUUUAAUAACAUUUGUACGUAGUUCCUUAUCACAGUAAACUCUUAUAGAACCUACAUUUGUAGCUCCAACUGCUGUAUAAGCCAUAAAACCACCAGUCCAUUUACCAAUAUAUGUUACACGUUCGUUUAACGAAAAUAAAUUUGGAAAAUAUCGGACUAUCUUUGGAUUGACGCUAAUCAACUUUCCUAAAAUAAAUCAAUUAAUUUUACUGACUAUGAUUUAUUUAAAUUAAAAUUCAAUAGCAAAAGACUGUGUUACCUUGAAAAUGUCUACGAAAUUCUAUGUCCCAAUCAGUUGGACUAUGAAAUCUGUGAUAAUCUCCUGGAGCAAGAUAAACUAUUAAUUGAUAAAGCUGAUUCAUUGGAUUCUUUAAAAGAGCCUUUAAAUAGGCAGCAUCAUCUUGUUUUGUAAACUUUGAUAAUUCAUCAGAACCAAAUAUAUUUAUGUCUCCUAAAAAAUGUCUGAGAUUAUAAGUAACACCUUUUAUUUGUUGCACACAACACGAAGUUACUGGUCCAAAAUGUACUACUUUUCCAUCAGCAGGUGAAACCUGUAACCAAAGUAUGUAAAUUUCAACUUGUUUACAUUAAUUAUUUACUUAUGUACAAGUAAUAUACAUACUAUGCGUGCAUUAUGAUCAAUAGGUCUUGCAUCAUAUUUAAGUGGCCUAACAAAAAAAUCAGAUAAACUUGGAAAUUCAGAUAAAUCUAAAUCAACUUCUUCUAAAUUAGCAUUAAAAGUUUUUGCAUAAAAUCCAUAUAAAAUUGGUCUUAAACUGGUUGGUAAUUCUAAAUUAGCUAUCCAACCCCAUAUCUUGCUGAGUGUUCGAAAUGGUAGAAAAUAAUAACAUUUCACC
Messenger RNA from Osmia lignaria (orchard mason bee), 17130 nucleotides. RefSeq names its product RNA polymerase II-associated protein 1. The record is from RefSeq and is a predicted model, not a curated record. NCBI's taxonomy places the organism in Eukaryota, Metazoa, Arthropoda, Insecta, Hymenoptera, Megachilidae. Gene Ontology annotation, biological process: transcription by RNA polymerase II.